UAAAAGAUUUUGACAGAUCAACAUAACCUAAAAAAAUUUAUCGCCAAACGUCAACGAAAUGCAGUUUAACGGUUAAUCAACAUACUUUUUGUUGUAAAUUAUGCUUUUUUAGCUUUUAAACCGUAUUAAAGUAACGAGCCAACAUCCUUAAAAUCGACAUGGAUAAAUACAUCGUUGAUUUGGAUAAAGUCCUCGACGACUUUGAAUACAGCGAAUUAACCGAUAAUUUCGGCUCGAGUCGAACGUAUUUAGCACAAGGAGGCUCAAAUUACGCGUCAAGCUCGAAAUCGCGCACCGGGGACGCCAAACAUUCCAUUACGAACGUCUUCCACAGCCUCAACGAGUAUUUAAACACGGAUAUAUCGACAAAACCGACCGCGAAGCAACCCCCUGCUGAUAGUAACAAAGAAAAUGAGGCUCAAAACAACAAUGUUGAAGUCCAAACGGGGAAUUUAUUGGAUUUAAGCUUCCCCGAAUCAAUUGAAUGUAAAGAAGAAGCUAUGAUAAUAACUGAAAUUAGUGAAAAUGAUGGAAUUUGUGAUAAAAAUGAAUCUAAUUGUGAUGCAGUGACAAAUUUGGAAUGUAUCGAUGGUGAUAAUAGAGUUAAAAUUGAAAAUGAUUUAAAAAAUGAGGAUUUUGAUGAAAAUAAAUUAGAAAGUGAAGAAGUAAAUGAAGAAAAUGAAGUAGAUGGGGAUAAUAACUUUAAAUUAGAAGGAAUUGAAGAUGAAAUUAAUGAAAAAAAUGAGUCUGUUGAUAUUAAAGAUGAAAAUAUUGAUUUGAAAGAAGAAAAUAUUGAUUUAAAACAAGAAAAUGUUGACUUAGAAGAAGAAAAAGAUAAAGUAAUUAAAUUUGAUGAUAAAUUUGAGAUAGAUGAUUCAACUUUAAAUCAAUUUUUGGACGAAUUAGAAGUUGAAUUUGAAAAAGAAAACGUCGAAGAACCCAAAAUAAACGAAAAAGAAGAUCUAAAUGAAAUUAAAAUAACCGAAAAAUUAGAAACCGACUCAAAUAUCGAAACCAUUGAGCGCCCCAACAACUUAGAAUUAUCCCGAGAAUCAUUUUCGUCCGAUUCGGAAGAAAUAAAACCGCGAAAAAUCGAUUUAAUUGGAGAACCGGGUUCGACCCCAUAUAAUAACCUCUACGUUUCAAAAGAACUUACUUUAGAAGAGGUUAAAGAUGCGAUUGGGAAAGAAAAGGAGACUUCAUCUUCGCCGACAUUCUCUGAGGCUUCAACAGACACUGUAAGUGAUUCUAAUGAUACGGAAGUCGAUGAUUUGGGGGGUGAAAAUAAAGAUGUUUGUGAAGGGGGUAAAAUUGAGGAAUCUCGUGAUGAAAUUAAUGAAAAUGUUGAAGUUGGAUUAAGCGAAGCGAAGGUAGAGGAAGGAGUUAAAGAUGAAGAAAAAGGAAAUGAGGAUGUGGGUGAAGCUAGUAAUAAUAUUCCGGUUUAUUGGUUAGGCAAACAAGCACCAUUAUGGAUUCCGGAUUCCGAAGCUUUAAGUUGCCUCCAUUGCGACACCCGUUUCACCGUAAUCAAACGCCGCCAUCACUGCCGCGCUUGCGGCUUAGUUCUUUGCUCGAAAUGUUGCAACUUAAAAUAUCGACUAGAAUACUUAGACGCGGAGGCCCGAGUUUGCCUCAAAUGCCACAACAUCUUACAAAACCUCGAUUAUUCAAGCUCGAGCGACGUCUCCCCAACAACGGGGAACUCCCCAAAUCGCCAACCCAACCCCAACAACCCCAUGGAGUAUUGCUCGGUGGUCCCCCCGUUGCAACAAGCGGGAAGUAGCGGUAAUCCCCCCACCGUUAUGGUCCCUGUGGGCGUUUUAAAACGGAAAGGAUCGAAAAAGUCGAAUAAAAGCGUUAUGUUUUGCGAUGGGAUUCGACCCGGAAGCGAUUUAACCAAGUUGGACGGCGAUUUCGACUCUUUAAAAGUUGAUAAUAAUAAUACAGAUAAUCGGAUGGUUAAAAGCAAAGAGAUACCGACUAUUUACCCGGAAACGCUUACUUUCGUCCCAAAAGACAGCAAAGAGCUACCUCCAUUGGUCAGUGUGUGCAAAUUGGAGACGAGUUAUUUUUGUAAUAUGUAUAAAAAUGAUGGGGAUUUAUUGGAGGUGCUAAAAGGAGAGAAAUUAACGUUUGCUUUGCAAAAAAAUGUUUUUGUUCAUGUUAAAAUCAUCGAUUUGAAUUGUUGUGUAAAUAAACAAAUUUGGUGCUUCUCAACGGAAGGAUUUUUAUCAGUGGGUCAAGAUGAGAUAGUUUAUUUAAUUGAGUUAACCGAUGGAGAAACUUGUCUUCCAAUAGACAUUUUUAACCACCUCAACAUCAUUUACAACGACGCUUUAAAAGGCACAACAGUUUCUGAAUUGGGAAUUUCUUUACACGAUUCAUCCUCGUUCUUGGACUUUAAGAACCACGCCGGAUUCCUUUACAUCCGACCGACGUUUCAAUGCGUUCAAAACAUUAUUAAGCCGAAAGAGCCGUUUCUCAUCGGGCUUUUAAUUCACAGAUGGGAGACUCCGUGGGCGAAAAUCUUUCCUUUGAGGUUAAUGCUUCGUCUUGGUGCCGAGUAUCGAUAUUAUCCGUGUCCGUUAAUUUCGACGCGAUUUCGAGACAGUCUUUUCGUCGAAUUGGGGCACACCGUUAUCACUCUUUUCGCGGAUUUCCGCAAUUUUUCUUAUACUUUAACGAGUAUUCGCGGUCUUUCGAUUCAUAUGGAGGAUAAAAACACGAUUGUGCGAAUCCCGACGAAUCGUUACGAUCAAGUGAUGUCCUCGAUGAAUAAUUCGAGCGAUCACAUCUUGGUUUUUGGUGGCAAUUUUAGUACGAAAGCCGAUUCCCACUUGGUUUGCAUACAAGACACCCAAAGUAGCACGGAAAAUUCUUACACGACGCACACGAUCGAUAUCAAAAAUCAACCUAAGAAAGUUAUUGGGGCGAGUUUCAUCGUGUUUAACGGCGCUUUGAAAUCGACGAGCGGUUUAACCGCGAAAAGUAGUAUCGUAGAGGAUGGGUUGAUGAUACAAAUUUCCGCUGAAGACAUGGUUAGUUUGCGGGAGAGUUUGAGGAACAUGAAGGAGUUUACAAUUCAGUGUGGGUGUGUUAAUAUGCCUUCUGAUGAGACCGUUAAUAUAAUUUGGGGGGACGUCGAUAAGGAUUUUAACGUUGGGGUUGUUUCCCCGAUUGAUAAUCAAUCGUUGAGCGGGGUUCCUUCGAUUCGAGUGCAUAAUGGAAAGAACUUUACAGGCCCGGGGAAUUCGAAGAUGAUUCGUUGGACGGAAGUUUUUAUUUUGCAAAAUACUGAUGAAACGUCAAAAACGAGGGACCACCCUUUAGAUAUUUCAAAAAUUUCGGAUAACAUCGCUAAAGCCACCUGUACAGCUUUAGUGAAAUAUUUGGAUUUAUUAUGUAGUAAUAACUUUUUUAAAAUAGGAAUUAGGGCUACUCUACAUGUUGAAAAUGUGUCUUAUAGCGCGGGGAGCAACAACGUAAAAUUACCACCGAUUUAUAUGAAAAGUUUGGAUAACGAAUUGAUUCCAGUUCUGCACAGGAUUCUUUCGAACAAUUUAGGAGAGGAUAUCGUAACGUUAGAGCUUAUAUUUAGGAUUUUAAACUCUUAGUUUUAAGUAAAAAAGCUCUAAACGCACUUUAUGUAUAAAUAAUGAAUUAAAAUGAAAUAAAAAAGAAAGUAGAAAGUGUAAUGUAUUAUAUGUAGUUAUGUAUUAAAAAAAGAAAAAAAUAAAUUGUAUAAAAAAUAUAAUAAAACAUAUAUCUUGUAUACUAAAUCGCUAUUGUAUAUAAUAAAAUCAUUAAAAUAUACAAAUUAUAUUUUAUUUACCAAAA
Messenger RNA from Onthophagus taurus, 3837 nucleotides. It is a transcript of the gene Sara, whose product is annotated as Smad anchor for receptor activation. Gene Ontology annotation, cellular component: early endosome membrane. The record is from RefSeq and is a predicted model, not a curated record. Gene Ontology annotation, biological process: endosomal transport. Lineage: Eukaryota; Metazoa; Arthropoda; Insecta; Coleoptera; Scarabaeidae. Gene Ontology annotation, molecular function: metal ion binding.